GAACUUGUUCUCCACUUGGACCUUCAAAAUUGCAGCAACGUUACAAGCAGACCCUCCAAACCCUAAAGCUAAACUCCAAAGAACUAUCAUAUACACUUCUGGUAUGCAUAUAUAUAUGUUGUAUAUACAUACACCCACUUGCCUUAUUGGGUUAAAAAUUGAAUCUUUUUAUAUUUUGUAUACAUAUAGAUGUGCAUAUUCACACACCCACUAGCACUUUUUGGCUAAAAAUUGCAUCUUUUUUGUAAUUUUUGUUAAGGGAUAGUUUUAAUUGAUCUUUUUUAUCUGUGUAUACAUAGGUAUGUGCAUAUUUACAUACCCGCUAGCCCUAUUUGGCAACAAAUUGCGUCUUUUUCUGGAUAUUUUUGUUAAGGGAUAGUUUUAAGUGAAUCUUUUUUAUCUGUGUAUACAUAUAGAUGUGCAUAUUUACACACCCACUAGCCCUAUUUGGUUAAAAGUUGCAUCUUUUUUUGAAAUUUUUGUAUUUCUUGUUAAGGGAUAGUUUGAAUUGAAUCUUUUUACAUAUAGAUGUGCAUAUUAACACCCACAUAGUCCUAUUUGGCUAAAAAAUGUUAUCUUUUUUGGAUUUUUUGUAUAUUUGGGAUUGAAUCUUUUUUAUCUGGUUCUACUAUAGAUGUGCAUAUUCACACACCUACUAGCCCUAUUUGGCUAAAAGUUGGAUCUUUAUGGAAAUAAUUGUAGUUUUUUUGUUAAGGGAUAGUUUGGAUUGGAUUCUUGGUUAGAACUGAGAAAUAAAGAAUGGAGGAAUCAGAAAAGAGAAAGGAGAGGCUGAAAGCAAUUCGAGAAGAAGCCGCAGAGGCUGGCGAUAAUGCUGAAGAACAAAAUUCAAUAGUUCAUGGCCUUGCCAAUCCAUUGAUUGAAUCUCCUUCAGCUUCCUCUGGGCAGGAUGAGCCAAGGCCUAGAUUUGACUACUAUACUGACCCCAUGGCAGCUUUCUCUGCCAACAACAAAAAGAACAAUGUCAGCCCUCACGUUUCACAAUCGUUUAACAGCCCUCCAAGACCUAUGAAUGCCGGUUCUCCAGCUUAUCAUGCUCAAGGAAACUAUAACUCGGCUCCUAGAACGUACCGGCCACGAGGAGUCAAUGCCACUCCUCUUGGAAUCCGUAGGAAAACUAGUCCCUUUUGCACACCACUAGGGAACUCCUCUAACACUUUGGAUAGCUGUCUUGACACACCUAACAGCUACCCUCCACCUAAUUCACCGCAAAUUGGUGAUAUUUCCAGUGAUGGCUUUCCUCAAGGAGGUGGAGCUGGUAGCCCCUACCAAGGUUCAGGAUCCAAAGGCAGGCCUUACCGAGGUUCAAGAGGAGGCGGGGGUCGAUUCAAAUUUUACUAUCACAAGUCCAUGGUGGAAGACCCAUGGAAAGCAUUGAAGCCUGUUAUUUGGAAGCCACAUGGCGAUACACGUGACUAUACGAAAUCCUGGCUUCAAAAUUCCAUUAGCACUAAAAAGGCUAAACUUGGAGAGACUCCAACAAAAUCCACUCCCGGGGAAAGCCUCGCUGAAUACCUGGCUGCUGCAUUUAGUGAAGCAAUUGGCGAAGACAUUGUGAAUAAUGAAUCUGGCACAUAAAGCUUUUGAUGCUUGGAGUUUUUAAUUAUGCCUCAUACUUCUGUAGUUUCCGCAAAUAGUAAGUUAAACUGUAGUCUAAUACCAAAUCUGUAUAGUUUCCUGCUUAUUUUAAAGUACCAUUGACGCCUUAUAAGUUCCAAUCCUUGUUUCACUUUGAUUCACUAUUGGAUCAUGCCAGUGUUGGCUAGUUCUUGAUAUCCUUGAGUGUGAGCUUCUUAACCUA
Lycium ferocissimum is the source of this 1819-nucleotide messenger RNA. Its product is annotated as protein SICKLE-like. The transcript is spliced from 2 exons. Gene Ontology annotation, biological process: mRNA splicing, via spliceosome; miRNA processing. Lineage: Eukaryota; Viridiplantae; Streptophyta; Magnoliopsida; Solanales; Solanaceae. The record is from RefSeq and is a predicted model, not a curated record. The coding region runs from base 760 to 1596 and encodes 278 amino acids.